This is a messenger RNA of Cladocopium goreaui, 2346 nucleotides long. The record is from the annotation of a GenBank genome assembly. Lineage: Eukaryota; Dinophyceae; Suessiales; Symbiodiniaceae.
AUGGGUGGUCCUUCCAAAAGUCGACAGCUCCGGGAGAGCGCCAUCGCUCAAUGCUCUGUGGACAUUCAAGAAGCAGCCUUUGUGGCCGUGGACUUGGAGUUUACUGGACUCUUCCUGGAUGCAGAUGACAGUUCCAGCGCUCGAAGUGCAUCCUUGCAGGAGUACUACACCAGGUGUAUCACCAGCAUCCCAUCAUUUUUGCCGUUGCAACUGGGAAUCUGCUGUGCUCAUCAACGUGAUGACGUCUGGGAACUUCGAGUACAUGAGUUUAACCUCUGGCCCUCCAAGCGCUUGUUUGUCUCUGACUUCAAGUCCUUACAGUUCUUGCGAGAGCAUGGUUUCGAUUUCAACAGCUAUUUGGAGCAGGGCUUCACCUACUCCAGGUUGGACCCGGCGAAAGCCAAGCGUCAGCGCCACAGUUGCGACGCCAACCUACUGAUCCGAGCACUACGCAGUGCCAAAGCGCUGGCGGUGCACAAUGGGCUCUUGGAUUUGCUGCAUCUCUACCAUGGCUUCAUAGGAGAUCUGCCCAAAGAUGUGAGCAGCUUUUGCGAGGCCUGGCUAUCCGAAUUUCCCUUGCUGCUGGACACCCGACAUCUGGCGCAAGAGGGACGCUAUCACAUCCUGAAGCUGGCUGGAGGCUUGUCCUUGGAACAUUUGAAUCGUCACCUCAGCGCUUCAGACCCGCUUCCGGGCCUUGCCGCGGUCGGAGCCUCUUCGGCUCGGACGGCACAUGGCUCCGCAGGUCAGGAUGCGUUGCUGACAGCCAAAGUGCUGUUAAUGCAGAUGCAGCUUUGGAUUGCCAACGGCCUCAAGGAAUCGCGCGAGAAGGAGGAGGAAAGGCAUCGCCUGAAGCGCCUGGAGGAAUUGGAAAAAGAGCUGCCAUCCAACUGGCAAGACGUUCACCAGCUCGCCGCCGACUGUGGCGUCAGCAUCUACCGCUGCAGCGGGCUCAGCUCCGGUCCAGCUGGUCGCUUCGGCGGGGCCAAAGGCGCGCGGCGGCCGGUGCUGGACAUCCGACGCGACAUCGCGGCGCGGCGACUGGCGGAGGAAGUUGGGGCGCGAGAUGCGUCUGCGGAGUCUGCGAAGGGUGGAGCGGAGGAAGUCGUCUCUAAGGAUUCCUUGAUGUCUCCCGCCAUCCGUCCCUUUCACAACGUUCUGGCCAUCGUGGGAGCAUCGCCGGGACAUCUCUGCUUGGAAAACAACGACCGAGCUGGUGAGAUUGCAAAGCACAAAGAGCAGAAAGACGAAUGUUUGAGGUACAAAGACUUUCUGGUGAACCUAACGCCUGCUGAAUGGAAGGAGCAGAAGCGAGAAGAAAAGAAGCAACGCAAGUUGCAACGCCGCAAAAUCGCUGUGGAUGCCCGCAUGGGCGAGAUCGAAGAGAAGUUGCAAGCGGAGAUCGAAGCCGAAGAGUUGGCCUUCCGAGAGAAGGAGGAGAAAGAAAAGAAAGGACGGAGGCGUCAGAAAAGAACUGAGGAAGAUGAGCAAAAGGAGAGAGAUCAAAUGGAAGCUCGUAGACGCCGCAUCGCCAGGAAGUAUCCUGUGAGGGAACAGGUGGAUGCUGAGUAUGUGGAGUACUCCAGUGGCGAAGAGAUGCCGCUUUACUUCCAAGAGCCCAAGCAGCUACUGGACAUCUUCACAUCGUUGGAAGAGUCGAACCUCUUUCUGAUUCAAAACUCUCAGGAUACGGAGCAAGCCUUAGAGGAGCUGGAGCAGAAAUUUGCGGUUCUGCGCAAGACCCGGGAGGCGAUGAGUAACAAGAUGCAGGUCCAAAUUUCACAGCUUGAGCGGCAAAUCUUUGAAGAGAAGAGCAAGUGUGAUGAGCUGAAACAGGCGAUCUCGCAAAGUCACGGUGGCUCUGAGAUCGAGGAGUUGCUUGACGGUCUGGCGGGCGGAGUGGUGGAAGUGCAUGGCGUAUGUAUGCACGAGAACCAGGACGAUGGUGAUACCUUGCAGAUGUUGGCACGCAUUGAGUUCAAGUUAGAAGAGUACCUGGCAUAUCUCGACGAGGCGGAGGAUUCCGGCCUCGGUGCACGGGUCUUGGCGGAAGAGCACAAGAAGGAGCGUCAGAGGCGCUUGGACCUGCGGCUGAGUCGCAAGCUGCAACAGGAGAAGAAGAUUGAAGACCGCCUCAAGGCGUCUUUGCAACGAUCUCAAGCUCCUGUUCACAAGAAGGUUGGGAAGCAGAUUAUGUUCCGCUCUGCUCCCUUGUUCCAAGCACGUCGGGUGGUGCAAGAAGACGAUGGUUAUGAGGAAGCCGUGCGAGAACACAACAUCUUUGGCAUUUGGCUCGACAAAGAUGGUGUGCCCAACGCUCAACAACCUGAGAAGGCUGAGGGCUGA